ACGGGCCACUUGUGCCUCCUGGGGCUGUCCCAGAGCAGUCAGGGAGGGGAUAGGCUGACAGGCGGUCCCAUGGGGAAGUACAUCAGAAACAGUAGCUUUCCCUGAGGAAGACACACAAAAGUAUGUCCCUUGUUCUGGCCUUUCCUGUUUUAACACAGGAAAGAGCUGCUGGGCAGCAUGACCACCAACUCAGGAGUGACAGGGCUCAAGGAAGUUGAGAGCAGGGUCGAUCCUUUUGCAAACCAGUCCUCUGGCUGGGGUCCUUUAAAUGUGCAGAGGAGAGAACACCCCUGGUGAGAACUAGUUACUCUUGCCCUCGGAACAAAGGGAUGAGCAUAUACCCUGAGCACACUAGACACUGCUGUGGGCCACUGGGCUGCAGAGUUCUUCCGAGGUGGGCAUGGCAGUCCCCAUUUAUUUUAGGACGAUGAUUAUUUGUGGUACUGGGGAUUGAACCCGGAACCACUGAGCUACAGCCAAAGCUCUUUUUGAAGCUCUCCCUAAGUUGCCUAGGUUGGCCUUGAACUUGCAAUUCUCCUGUCUCAAGCCUUCUGAGUGGCUGAGAUUUGAACCUGUGGGAAGGAGUCGCAAUUCUGUAGAUGAAAAUAUCUGUGACAGGACACCCACUCAAAGUGGCUAGCAGCCAAGAAAAUGCAUGCCUGCCAGGACGCAUAGACUUGGAGACAGAGCUGGCCAAGGCACCCAGUGUUGUACAUUCUGGAGGUGUUUUUUGGUUUUCCAAUGACAUUUUGGAGGUGGUUCCUAACUAAGGUUUCACUACAGUCUCAUCCUGGCUUUGCUCUGGGCAGGAGAGAUUACAUGUGGUCCUUUCUUGCAGAAACAGAAUCACGCUUGAUUAGGCUGGCUUUCCUAGCUUGUCACAACACUAGGGGCCAUUAUGGGCAGUGUGGUAGUGUCAUUCUGGCUGAGCCCCUGUGGGCUUUUCACAGAAAUCUGCCUUCCUUGGGUCUCUGUGGUCACUGCUUUGGGGAGGUAGCUGAAGCCACAAGCAGAAGCACACAGGAGUAAACAGGCUGACUCCUCCGUAGGGGCUGGACACAGGGAAGUGCUUCUGGAGAGAAUCUAGUAACUUGGAACAGGAGCAGAGCAGGUGAUCAUCACUCAGUGAAAAGAUCGAUUCCUACGUUCAAGGCCGGCACCCCGGCUUUGCAGCUCCUCCCUGCAACUCCUAUAGGUCAAAGGACUCCCGCGCAUCCGCGGGCAGCGGGGCCUGCGGACGGCUUGCCCAGACUAGCCACUGGGGGCGCUCGAGAGUCGGCGAGCCCACGCUCAGGGACCGAAGGGGUUUCUGUGGCCCGGAAGACCUUCCGGCGCUGAGGCGGAUGCCCACGGGCUCUGGCUGCUCGGUGUCCACGAACAUCAGCUUGCGCGUGGCCCCGCGGCUCCGGAGGCCCGAGAAGCCAGUGGGAGACGGCUGUGCGUGCGCAGGCGGAGAGGCCCCGCCCCCGCGCAAAGCGCGCUGGGAGACGUGGGGUCGCCGCUCCUGCCCGGUGCGGCCCUGGCCACUAGCUCACUUUGUCCCCAGCUUCCUUUCUUCCAGAGUCUCGGCAGCACCAGCGCCCCAUCGCGCGCAUCCGGACCCUAGCUUGUCUAGCCUUGACCCCAUGUGGGUGGACCAGGUCCUGGCAGACCCCACUCGGAGUCUAACCUCCCGGCCUCGAUCCCAGCCGGAGGCUACUGGGCCCACCCGGCGCCGGCCAUGCACGGGAAGCUUCUGCCGCUGGCCGGUCUCUAUCUGGUCCAAGGCUUGCCCUAUGGGCUGCAGUCCGGCCUGCUGCCCAUCCUGCUGAGGGCCCGCGGCCUCUCCUUGACGCGCGUGGGCCUGGCCAAGGGGCUGUACGCACCAUGGCUGUUCAAGUUGGCGUGGGCUCCACUGGUGGACAGGCGGGGCUCCCCUCGGGCCUGGCUUACUCUCAGUACAGCGGCCCUGGGCAUGGUGUGUGGGCUGCUGGCGGCACUGCCUCCCACCCAAACUGGCCAGGCGGGUCUGCCCACCACCAUGGUGGGGCUGUUACUGCUUCUAAACCUGGGUGCGGCUGUGCAAGAUGUGGCUCUGGACACAGUGGCUGUUCAGCUCCUGGAGCCAAGGGAACUGGGACCCGGAAACACCGUGCAGGUGGUGGCUUACAAGCUGGGGGCAGCGCUGGCUGGGGGCGGACUAUUGGCCUUCUUGCCCUCCCUGUCUUGGCCACUGCUCUUCCUGCUGCUGGCUGCCACCUACUGGCUGGCUGCUGCCCUGGCCUGGACUGCACCAGCCCUGCGACAGCUGCCAUGGCCUCAGCCCUCAGAGCACACCUCACACCUUCUGCAGAAUUUGCUGGCCGUGCCUGGGACUUUGUGGACAGCAGGCUUUGUGCUCACAUACAAGUUGGGUGAGCAGGGUGCUAGCAGCCUGUUUCCACUCCUCCUGCUGGACCAUGGUGCUUCUGCUCCAGAGCUGGGGCUGUGGAGUGGUUUCGGUACUGUGGCUUGCUCCAUUGCUGGCUCCUCCCUGGGUGGAGCCCUACUGGCCAGGCACUGGCAAUCACUUUCCCUGUUGAGGUCAGUGCUGUGGCUCCGCCUUGGGGGCCUGGUCUGCCAGACUACCCUGCUCUUCCAUCUGGACACCCCAGGUGCUAACGUGGGGCCUGGCACAGUCCUGAGAGGGAUGGCCUUGCUGAGCCUAUGUCUGCAGCACUUCCUGGGGGGCCUGGUCACCACGGCCACCUUCACUGUGAUGAUGCAUUGCAGCCAGCUGGCACCUAGAGCACUACAGGCCACACAUUACAGCCUCCUGGCCACUUUGGAGCUACUGGGCAAGCUGCUAUUGAGUACCCUGGCUGGAGUGCUGGCUGAUGGCUUUGGCCCACGUCCCUGCUUCACUGUCUUCCUUGUACUUUCAACCCUACCCCUUCUGGACCUGGGCCUGGCACCCAACACACUGGCCUGA
Messenger RNA from Castor canadensis (American beaver), 2950 nucleotides. RefSeq names its product major facilitator superfamily domain containing 3 (gene Slc33a2). Gene Ontology annotation, cellular component: membrane. Gene Ontology annotation, biological process: transmembrane transport. The record is from RefSeq and is a predicted model, not a curated record. Gene Ontology annotation, molecular function: transmembrane transporter activity. NCBI's taxonomy places the organism in Eukaryota, Metazoa, Chordata, Mammalia, Rodentia, Castoridae.